AUGGACCGCAGCUUGGACGAAAUAAUUGCGGAACGUCCUGUAAGGCUUUCAGCUGCUCUAGUAAUUAUGGCUUAUGCCGCCUUGCCUUGCCAUGCCCAGAUCACUGACGCGAGAACUCUGCAGCAGAAUCAGAACCAGAAUCGAGGCCGCCGCCCUCAAGGUCAGGGUCGUCGCCGUGAUGGUGUCAAAAAGGUCCUCCCUCCUCUUCUCCUUUCGAACCCUCGCGCAUCGGACUGGGUCCACGAUAGAUUCGAAGACGACAGAGAUGCACGCCCCUCCCGUGCCCCCCGACGUCCGCGUGGUGACCGGUAUUCCCCUUCACCAGAACAUGCACCCACGGGAUCGAAACUUCGCAUUGAGAACCUUCACUAUGACAUCACUGAGAGCGAUCUUGAGGAUUUGUUCACCCGGAUUGGACCUAUCAACAAUGUAUCUCUUGUCUACGAUCGCGCAGGUCGCUCCGAGGGCGUAGCCUACGUCACAUACAACCGCAGCGGCGAUGCACGAACUGCUAUAAGCGAGUUCGAUGGCGCAAACGCCAAGGGCCAGCCUAUCCGAUUGACGAUUGUUUCUUCAGGCGGCGGAAGACGGGACCGAAAUCCAUUCGAUAAUGUCCAAAGACCCAAGGGAAGCCUCUUUGAUCGAGUUGAACGGCCGCGCGGCCGAGACACUCGGAGUCUAAGCCCUGGUAGCGGAAGCGAAAGUGCCGACGGUGCUCGCCGUCGCCGGGGUGGAGGUGGUGGUGGUGCUCGCCGUGGUGGUGCUGGCCGUUACCGACGCAGCGAUGUCUCGAAGCCGCCUCCAGAUCACAUCGAUCGGUAUGUACCGGGGCAGCGGUCGCCGACUCGCCGACCUGCCAACGGGCGAAGACAGGGUGAAAGCCGUCGCGCUGCCAAUGGACGACCCCGGAAGACGCAGGAGGAGCUCGACCAGGAAAUGGAAGACUACUGGGGCGGCGCGAAGGGCACAUCUGACAAGACUGCCACGUCGGAGGCACCGCAGCAGACUUCCCCUGCGCCUGCACCUGCAGCCACAGCUCCCACCGCGGGCGGAGACGACGAUGUUGACAUGAUUGAGUGA
This is a messenger RNA of Aspergillus tanneri, 1080 nucleotides long. RefSeq names its product putative RNA binding protein. The record is from RefSeq and is a predicted model, not a curated record. Gene Ontology annotation, biological process: mRNA export from nucleus. Gene Ontology annotation, molecular function: mRNA binding. The transcript is spliced from 6 exons. The coding region runs from base 1 to 1080 and encodes 359 amino acids. Gene Ontology annotation, cellular component: nucleus. Lineage: Eukaryota; Fungi; Ascomycota; Eurotiomycetes; Eurotiales; Aspergillaceae.